AAGGCUUAUGUGUUUUAAACGACACAGGCUUUAAAUACAUUUAGAAUACUUGACACAAAUGGUGCGUUAUGCGGCCGGCUAUGCACACCAAGUUUAUUAAAAGUAAACCACAACAAUCACAGUGAUUGAGUCAGUUUGAAGUAUUUGCAAAUCUUAAAAUAUCCGCUAUAUUUGUGGUUUGUGUCGACCUAUUGCGGAUUAAAACAGAAAAUAAUGAACGUUCUACAAGAGCCAAACGUAACACUUCUCGCAAGGUAUUCAUAAUUACGAACAGAUACUGAUGAAUAAUGGUAUACAGCUGCUGGCAACUAUACUAAAAGUGUAGAACUGACCGAACGUCAUCAGUGUGGCUUCGUUGAUAAACAGGAAUACUUGUGGAGAUAACUAUCAAAGAACUGACCGAACGUCAUCAAUGUGGCUACGGUGAGAAAAAGGAAUACUUGUGGAGAUAACCAUCAAAGAAUUCCGACAGCUUGAUCUAAAUAAGACAGAGCAAAACCGUAACUGUCCGCAACAGACAAGACCGGACAACGUGGGAACAGAAGAGCAGAAAGCAAACUGUAAAACCAAUUAUUUGAAACUACCCAGCGUUUGUGCCUAUGUUUAAAGAAUUCUGGAAUUUCGGAAAAAUUGCUUGUUUCCGGAAAGGUUUUGAAUAAACACAUCUGGAAUAGACGCAUUCAAACGAGACUAAUUCAAAGUUUACUGCCAAUUACUUACUACGCUUGGAUUACUUUGACUUUCUUCCUAAUCGUAAAACGGUAUUGUAAAGAUACUUAACCAUACUAUUGGUUUCGAGUAUUGAGGAACUAUUGAGUGGUUUACGUGAUUGAAUUGGUUUCAGUUAUAUACGGUAAAAAGAGUUCUUGAAAGUUCUUGAAAGCCGAAGGUGAUUUGAAAUUUGCAAACUAUAUUCAUAAUAUCUUAAUACUAUCAAAUUUAAAAUUUAAAGUGGAAUUGCCAUUCUUUUUAUUUAUGUUCAAACCGAGAUGUAAGCUAUGUACAAUUUGCUCAAAUUUUAAAUUUCUAAAUGAACAUGAACAGUGAGCUUUAUACUCGAAUUACUAUAUUAUUCCACAUCAGUGAAUCAAUUCUUGGAAUUCGACGAGACAAAAAUCAUGCAUUUUUAAUGUAUAAAAAGAAAAGGUGACAUAAAUGAUCCAGUUUAAUAGACGAUCAUUUACAAAAUAUACUGAAGUUUGUGUCAAAAUUGGUAUAAAAGCCAAUAAUUGGUGAAAUAUCUGUCAUCAAGAUGAACGAGGGAGAUAAUAAUAAGAUAGUGAACGUAUCGGGCGACAAAUACCAGAUUUCACCAGGACUUGGUGACGGUAUCUUGAACGGGACGGAUUGUUUUGAAUGGUGGUGCGUUGAACACACCACUCUGAUUGUUCUGGAAGCCGUGGCCAUCAUUCUGUGUCUAGUGGGCAGCUUUGGAAAUUUAGUAACUGUGCUUGCUAUAUUAUUCUCAAGCCUCCGAUACAGCGUAAACUGUAUCUUGAUAGGCAGUCUCAGCUUUGCUGGAUUUUUGUACUGCUCGCUAAUCAUGUCGAUGCAAGCAGUGAUUUUUCAUAGGAAAUCUCACAAAAUACCGCACGACUUCUGCUCUGCAGCAGGAGGGAUUCGUUAUACCCUGACUGGAGUGAUAAUGGCACAUUUAGCUGCCAUUGCAUUGUACAGGUUUCUGAAUGUCGUUUAUAUCAAUAAGUACAGAUAUAUGUCAGACAACCGACAACUCGUCAUUUCACUUAUAGUUUGUUGGGUGUUGCCCUUGAUUUUCACCAUUCCUCCUACCUUUCGGGUGUGGGGUGCAUUCCGAUUUCAGUCCCAGAUUCUCUCGUGUACGUUUGACAAAAGUGCUGACCAAAGCAACAGAGUUGCCAUGGUAACCGCUGGUUUUAUUGUACCUUGUCUUUUUAUCAUAUACUGCUACGCCCGGAUUGGAUUUACCGCUUACAGAAGCUUUAAACGUGUAAGUCGAUGGAAGAGCCACUCUCCCCAGUCAAAGGCAAUACGAAUUUCAACAAUGAUGAUGUGUAUAUUUUUAAUAUUUUUCCUCGGUACCUUUCCCUACUUUGUUUUAAACGUGACGGACAAAGGUUUCAAACACCCUAUUCACCACAUUUGGACAACUAUGUUUGCUUGGGUGUUGUACUGUUGUAACCCUGUAGUGUACACUUUGAUGGACAAUAACUUCAGGUCAGCGUACAAGAAGAUAUUGAUGGGUGAUUGUGAAAAAAAUCCUGUUAGGAGAGCUGGAAGUACAUUUUCACGUGCAGCUUCUGUUUAGAUAUGAAAUAUUACAUCCAUUUCAUUGUCAUAUUUUCAAAUUGGAAAAUUAUGUUGUUUCAAGUCCAUACUAAAUCAGUUUGAGAUAAAUUCUCCAUGCUUUAAAAAGGUGAAAUAUUGAAGUUUACACUCUAUACCUUCUUUUACCAGUUUGUAUACAUGUUUCAAGUUCUGAAAGAGAUUGUGCACUAAUUUUUCCUCCAUUGAAAAAAUGUAUAUCUGUAUAAUGUAUGUAUACUAUGUGAUUGAGUGUGCAAAAUGAGGAACCUCGUGGAGGGAAAGUCGAGUAACCUAAAUGACAUAAUUUCCUUAGAAAAAAUGUGUCGAUGAAAGAAAACAAAUCUGUAUGAUCAAACGAUAAGUUUGUUUUCCCAAUAUGAAAAUGUAUUUGAUGAUAUUUAGAUAAAGCGUUAAUAUGUAUACUUUCUUGCUUUAAUUAAUGGAUUAUACAUAUUAUGAAAGCUAUUUAAUAUGUUAAGAUCUUUGUCAUAAAACUCAGUUUUACAUGUCAAUGAAUUUGGUGCAAAGAUAUUCUAUAUAUAUUUGUUUUGUGCUAUUACAUUUUGAACUAGUGUAAACAUGUUCAAUCAUAUUGUAAAAUCGUUAUUGUUGGUAAUUUGAUGAUUGAAAAUAAAAUUGAA
Messenger RNA from Mya arenaria, 2927 nucleotides. RefSeq names its product G-protein coupled receptor moody-like. The record is from RefSeq and is a predicted model, not a curated record. Gene Ontology annotation, cellular component: membrane. NCBI's taxonomy places the organism in Eukaryota, Metazoa, Mollusca, Bivalvia, Myida, Myidae. Gene Ontology annotation, biological process: G protein-coupled receptor signaling pathway. Gene Ontology annotation, molecular function: G protein-coupled receptor activity. The transcript has 5 exons. Bases 1253 to 2287 code for a protein of 344 amino acids.